Molecule: messenger RNA, 1664 nt
Organism: Cicer arietinum (chickpea)
Lineage: Eukaryota; Viridiplantae; Streptophyta; Magnoliopsida; Fabales; Fabaceae
Product: gibberellin receptor GID1B-like
Biological process (GO): raffinose family oligosaccharide biosynthetic process; positive regulation of gibberellic acid mediated signaling pathway; floral organ morphogenesis
Cellular component (GO): nucleus; cytoplasm
Molecular function (GO): hydrolase activity; gibberellin binding
Source: RefSeq, a predicted model, not a curated record
CCGGUUUGUCGUGUCUAUCGUCUCCGUCCAUUGCCGUCGAAUUUCUCUCUCUCUCUCUCUCUCUCUCUAAGCUACCUUUGUUUCAUAUACAACUGUACCUUCUUCUUCCUCUUUCACUCAAACCUUCAUUUAAUACACAUACGUACUUUUCUAUCACCAACCAACACCUUUCUAUCUCCUCCCUUAUUCUCUCUAUACAUAACAUGACUCGUAGUAAUCAACUCAACCUCAAUGAAUCUAGGAGUGUUGUUCCAUUGAAUACAUGGGUGCUAAUCUCAAAUUUCAAGCUAGCUUACAAUCUUCUAAGACGGGCAGAUGGAACAUUCAAUCGAGAGUUAGCAGAGUUUCUUGAUAGAAAAGUACCAGCCAAUGCUAUUCCGGUCGAUGGUGUAUUUUCAUUCGAUCAUGUCGAUCGAAACACAGGACUUUUUAAUCGUGUUUAUCUACCAUAUUCUGAAAAUGAGGCUCAAUGUGGUGUUAUAGACUUAGAAAAACCAUUGAGUACUAAAAAAAUUGUUCCUGUCAUAAUCUUCUUUCAUGGAGGAAGCUUCUCUCAUUCUUCUGCAAACAGUGCUAUCUAUGACACUUUUUGUAGAAGACUUGUAAGCAUUUGUAAAGCUGCUGUUGUUUCGGUGAAUUACCGAAGAUCGCCGGAGUAUCGGUUUCCUUGUUGUUAUGAUGAUGGUUGGGAAGCACUUAAAUGGGUCAAGUCAAGAAAAUGGCUUCAAAGUGGUAAAGAAUCUAAAGUUUAUGUUUACAUGGCUGGUGAUAGUUCAGGAGGGAAUAUUAUUCAUCAUGUAGCUGUGAAAGCAGCUGAAGAGGAAAAACAAGAAAUUGAAGUGUUGGGGAACAUUCUUCUUCAUCCACUGUUUGGUGGUGAGAAAAGAACAGAUUCUGAAAUGAGAUUAGAUGGAAAGUACUUUGUUAAAUUGCAAGAUCGUGAUUGGUAUUGGAGAGCUUUUUUACCUGAAGGUGAAGAUAGAGACCACUUUGCUUGUAACCCUUUUGGUCCUAAAGGGAAAAGUCUUGUAGGACUUGACAAGUUUCCUAAAAGUCUUGUUUGUGUUGCUGGUUUGGAUCUUCUACAAGAUUGGCAAUUGGCUUAUGUGGAUGGUUUGAGGAAUUUUGGUCAAGAGGUUAAACUUCUUUUCCUUAAGGAUGCUACUAUUGGUUUUUACUUCUUGCCAAAUAAUGAUCAUUUUUAUUGCCUUAUGGAGGAGAUAAAAAACUUUGUCAAUUCUAACUGUUAAUUAAUACUAUUACAACUAUAGUACUACUUGACCUUACCUAUACAUAAAAAAUCUUAACUUUUCAUGUUGGUGUUAUUUAGCUUUUUGUUUUUUUUAGUAUUUGUAUCUUCUCUUCUUUUUUUUUUUUUUUUUACUAUUUAGUAGUAAUGGUGUGUAUUUAUAGAAUUAUGUAGCAUUACUAUUUGGGUCUCUUUGACCCCAUUUAACUUUUUGACCUCAAAUACCUUGAGGGAAGAUUGAAGAUUAGGUAAUGGAUGAUGGAUUUGGUUUGGGGAUUGUAAUAUAUUCCUCUUGUAGGAGUACUAAUUAAUGACUGAAUGUGACAUGGAGAAUAUCCCAACCUGAUAUUAUGAAUGUAUAAGUAUAACUAAAUAUAUAGUUAUAUAAUUUGUCUUGGAUGAUUGCUUUUGUUUA